Molecule: messenger RNA, 3011 nt
Organism: Silurus meridionalis
Lineage: Eukaryota; Metazoa; Chordata; Actinopteri; Siluriformes; Siluridae
Gene: taf4b
Product: TAF4B RNA polymerase II, TATA box binding protein (TBP)-associated factor
Biological process (GO): transcription initiation at RNA polymerase II promoter; DNA-templated transcription
Cellular component (GO): transcription factor TFIID complex
Molecular function (GO): DNA binding; RNA polymerase II general transcription initiation factor activity; protein heterodimerization activity
Source: RefSeq, a predicted model, not a curated record
GCACAGCUGACUGAAGCGGUGGGCUCGUUUAAAUACUCCUUUGUGGACGCUGAUGUUUGGGAAUCAGUUCAUGCUGACACAAAUAACAGGAUAAAUGAAGCGAGCGUGUCCUCUUGAAAUGGCACGACGCUGUUUGUGCAUUCGAAAUAUAUCUAAUGGCUGAAAGCGAAAGAAUAAUCGACGAUUCGGCAGAAAAAGUGGACGCAAUUCCUGAAACAGGAGACACUCCUGCAACAGCAACAGCGUGCGCUCGGGUGUCUUAUAAACACAAUGCGCUCGAUAUUACUAACGAAGAAAAAAAAACCCAGGCAUCAGAGUCAUCUGAGACACUUAAAAAAGAUCCUGCUGAAUUUCAAGCUCCUUCUUUGAGCAUGCAUUCCACUCCAUCUACACCUGUGAGCUCCACUGUAACAUCUGCUUCCAUGCCUCCAACACCAAAGGUCAUAGUGAGCUCUGCGCCUAUCAGAUCUGCCACACCGCUAGUGGUGGGGGCGAGAGUGGUGACAGGGGCUAGUACAGCAGCUGGGGCCAGUGGACAGAGCUCAGCUUCACACCCUGGAGGAAUUACUGUGAUGUCUAACCAGGUCAGACCUCCAGCAGUGGCCCAAGCUCCACUCCGGGCAUCGAUUGUGGCUUUACCGAGGGCAUCCAUUUUGCAGCAGAAUGCAACAGUUCCAAGGAGCUCUCACACAACGUCUCUCCAGCUGCCGGCCAACUUCCAGAUUCCACAAGGUAUGGUUUUAAUUCGCAGCGACAGUGGGCAGUUGAUGUUGGUUUCCCAGCAGGCUUUAGCUCAAGCACAGGCACAGGGCUUAGUGCCCAAAUCAUCGAAUGUCCCUUCAGCUGUAAGACCACAGGCCCCCCAGGCAGCAGCACCAUCUAUUAUCAGAGUCUCUCUCCCGUCUUCAUCUACAACAGUAGCCACCAUAGUAAAACCCACCUCCUCGGCACCAAAGGCUGUUCUUAAGCCCAGCUCCACAACAGGCACUGCGUUAAUCAAAUCCACCAGUAUAGGAAACACUAUUAUUAAACCUCCCUCUGGGUUAGGGACUGGCCUUAAGCCAAGCUCUAUUACAGGGCCCACUGUCAUUAAAUCUACCUCUGUUCAGAAACCGUCAAUAAGCACCUCAACAGGUACCAUUAGCCAAAGGACCAUUACUGGCACUAAUGUCACCUCGGCAUCCAUAGUGAAGUCUAUUAACAAGACAUCACUUACUUCAGUUAAUCAAGUAAACUGCCCAGUUGGUAGUGGCCCUCGAAAUAUCUGCCCGAAUAUUCCCAUCAAAACCAGCAGCAGUAGCAAAGUCUCCACCCAGGUGCCUGUCACUGCUGAGACACUGGAGAAUGUAAAGAAGUGUAAAAACUUCCUAAUCACUCUAAUGAAGCUAGCAUCAAGUGGGACCCGAUCACCUGACAUGGCACAGAACGUUCGAGCUCUGGUCAAAGACCUGCUGGAUGGACGACUGGAAGCUGAGGAGUUCACUGAAAAACUUUACAUAGAGCUGAAAUCAUCCCCACAACCAUACCUGGUGCCCUUUCUUAAAAGGAGCCUUCCUGCUGUGCGUCAGCUCACCCCAAACUCUCAGCUCUUUAUCCAGCAGUGUGAGCAGCCCAAAUCUUCCACCUCGUUCACAAUCUGCAACAGCACCCAGAAACUUCGUCUUCCUCCCUCUACCACCAUCACUCAGCCUCUUCGAGGCAGUGCACCUGCCAGACCCCCACAAAUGGUACUCCAGCAAGCCAAAGGUGUGAUUGUGGAGCAACAUGUAACCUCCUCACCCCAUGUUGUGAAGCCAGUGCAGAGCCACACACAGCCCAAGCCGCCAGUUAUUCAGACGAACACACAGUUAGCAGCUUUUAGGAGCCAGUAUCCUCUCCAGGACAGCACCUCAGGCUCAUUCCGUGAUGAUGAUGACAUAAAUGAUGUGGCUUCCAUGGCCGGUGUGAACUUGAAUGAGGAGAAUGCUCGCAUUUUGGCGUCCAGUUCAGAGCUGGUGGGAACAGUGGUGCACUCUUGCAGAGACGAGCUCUUCCUGCAAACCACAGCACUGCAACAGAAAGUGCUUCACAUUGGUAAUUCUCUCGGUGUUACAGAGGUGAAUACAGAUGUGCUUGGGUUGCUCUCUCAUGCCACACAGGAAAGACUUCGAGAUCUGCUGGAAAAGCUCUCUGCUAUUGUACAACAUCAUUAUGUUUCUUACAGGGAUGACUGGCGAAACAUUCAGAUCAGUGACGCACGCUCCCAACUAAAGUUCCUGGAGCAGCUGGAAAAAGUGAAGAAACAAAAGAGAGAAGAGGAGGAGAGGGAGACCCUGUUACGCAUCGCUAAGAGUCGCUCGAGCAGUGAGGACCCCGAGCAGCUUCGACUCAAACAGAGAGCAAAAGAGAUGCAGCAGCUGGAGCUAGCUCAGAUGGAGCACAGAGAUGCUAACCUGGCAGCACUGGCGGCUCUGGGGCCUCGGAAAAGGAAACCUCUGGAGACUUCCGGCGCUGGAACUAACCAGGUCCUGGGUUUCCGCGCACAGAGAACCGCUCAACGUGUGACUGUCCGAGAUCUGAUAUUCUGCAUGGAACAGGAUCGAGCCCUCAGACAUUCCCUUACACUCUACCACGCUUUCUUACGAUAGAAAAUCUGUUCUGUUCAAUUCCAAACUCAUUUUCUGUGUCUUAUAUAAAAGAAUGAAUAUUACUUUAAGAACCGUGUUGUUUUCAGAAGAAGGUUUGCUUCCUUCUGUUUGAUUUCUCAUCAUAUGUGUUUACUUAUUAAAAUUUAAAAAAUUCAAAUUGGAAUUAUGAAAUGAAAAAUUUUGCCACUUGAUCAUUAUAUUAUUAAAACACUUAAGCAUUGCACUUUGUGUGUGUGUGUGUGUGUGUGUUGAGAACGAUGGCCGGGAAAUCAAUUUAAUUUCUUAAAACAACUCCUCCAUUUGUUUCCCAUAGUAAUAUUUGUGGAUUUCUACUUACUCAGCUGUACUAUUUUAUUUCAAUUAAAUUCUUAAAUUACUUUUUUA